UCUCUCUCUCCGACCGAUAAGAACCCAACAAGACAAGUCCCAUGUGGGUUCUUAGGAUCCACUCACUUAACUUGUGUUUCUAACCUUUUUUCACUUCAACAUAACUAAACUCGUGACCCAUUAAACCAAAAAAAACAUAAAAACACCCCUUUUUUUCUGUGUAUUCUUCUCUCUUUUUCCUCUUAUUUUCUUCUUGUUCCAAGUUCCCAACUUACACACUUUUUUCCUCCAAUGCUAUUAACUUCUUCUUGGGUCUCUAUUUAAACCCCAAAGUUACUUCAUUUUCCAUCUGGGUAUUUUUGAUUGUGAUUUAUAAGUUUUUGAAUGAUGUCUUUUACAAGCAAAAGUAUUGAGUUUUUUGGGAAAAACUUGGUUUCUUGUGGUUGUUCUUCCAAUGCUUCUUUUGAUAGGAAUAAGGUGAGGAAUUAUGGAAAAGUUAAUUCUAAAGGAUGUGGAAAUGGAGCUCGUAAAUUGAUUUGUUGUAAGAAGAAGAACACUACUCAAUAUCGUGUUUCUUCUAUGGAGACUGCAGAACCUACUUUGAAUGGUGGGGCUCAAGCAAUUAAAGACCUUGCAAAAGGAUUGAACUUGAAGAGUUAUUCAGAAACCCCUAUUUCACCUAAUAGGUUGUUUGAAGUAGUUUCUGAUGAUCUUCAAACACUCAAUAAAAAUCUUCAGUCUAUUGUAGGGGCAGAAAAUCCAGUUUUAAUAUCUGCAGCUGAGCAGAUCUUUAGUGCUGGUGGGAAGAGGAUGAGACCUGCUCUCGUGUUCUUGGUGUCAAGGGCGACUGCAGAGCUACUUGGCUUGGAGGAUAUUACUGUAAAGCAUCGACGUUUAGCUGAGAUAAUUGAAAUGAUUCAUACUGCAAGUUUGAUACAUGAUGAUGUGUUAGAUGAGAGUGACCUAAGAAGAGGGAAGGAAACUGUUCAUCAAAUGUUUGGAACAAGAGUUGCAGUGCUGGCCGGAGACUUCAUGUUUGCGCAGUCAUCAUGGUAUCUCGCCAACCUUGAAAAUAUCGAAGUCAUUAAACUUAUCAGCCAGGUGAUUAAAGAUUUUGCUAGUGGAGAAAUAAAGCAGGCUUCUAGCUUGUUCGAUUGCGAUGUUCAACUCGACGAGUAUCUAAUCAAGAGUUAUUACAAGACAGCUUCUUUAAUUGCUGCCAGUACAAAAGGAGCUGCAGUUUUCAGUGGUUCUGACAGUAACAUCACCGAGAAAAUGUACGAAUACGGAAAGAAUCUCGGUCUAUCCUUCCAAGUUGUGGACGACAUAUUGGAUUUCACACAAUCAGCAGAGCAACUCGGAAAGCCUGCUGGCACUGACCUUGCCAAAGGUAACUUGACUGCUCCAGUAAUCUUUGCAUUGGAGAAAGAACCGAAAUUGAGGGAUAUCAUCGAAUCUGAGUUUAGUGAGAUCGGUUCACUCGAUGAAGCCAUUGCGUUGGUAAAGAGUUGUGGCGGAAUUGAAAGAGCACAAGAGUUGGCGAAAGAGAAAGCUGAUCUUGCUAUUCAAAGUAUUCAAUGUCUUCCGCAAAGCGUGUAUCGUUUAGCUCUCGAGGAUAUGGUGACAUAUAAUCUUCAACGGAUCGCGUAAGCUUGUUCAUGCUGAUGAUACAUAAAGAAAAUCAGAAUAAUACAUUUUAUUCUUUGGUCCUAUAAUAUAUGGAAGAGAACCUUGAUUUUGAACAAGACAUACUACACCUUCUUCCCCUUGUGCUACUUUUUGGGGUACUAAUACAGAUAUUGAAGGAUCAAGUAAAUGCACAUUCUCAUCAAUUUAUAUGUUUGCAGUUAUCUGCAAAUUAAAGCACAAGCAACAACAAUAUAUAUUCCAUUAUUGUAUUAUAUAAUUUUAUACAUAAAUCAGUAUAUUCUUUUCCCCAUUUUUAUGUUCUUGGUUUUGGUUGUAAGGGAAUAAUUUUUUUUUUCUA
Cicer arietinum (chickpea) is the source of this 1927-nucleotide messenger RNA. RefSeq names its product solanesyl diphosphate synthase 1, chloroplastic. Gene Ontology annotation, biological process: isoprenoid biosynthetic process; plastoquinone biosynthetic process. The record is from RefSeq and is a predicted model, not a curated record. Gene Ontology annotation, cellular component: chloroplast. NCBI's taxonomy places the organism in Eukaryota, Viridiplantae, Streptophyta, Magnoliopsida, Fabales, Fabaceae. Gene Ontology annotation, molecular function: prenyltransferase activity.